CUUGUCUUCAAAUAGUUUUGAAGCUUCCACUGCAUUUCUAGAGAGAGAGAGAGAACGCACGAGCUUCAAUUCUAUCACAGCCUCGGAGGUGUAGAGAGAGAAAGAGGUGAGCUGUUGUACAGAGAAGAAAGAGAGAGAUAGAGGGGUAGGCGUAGACAUGGCGGCCUUCGAAGGAUACGGAAUCGACGGAGAAGCAGCGGUCCAAGCUUCGAACCACGGGUCCUUCCACGACGACGACGGCGGCGACCAGGAGAGCUACUCCAACUUCGGCUCCUACUCCAACUUCGCCAGCGGCACGCCGGAGUUCUCCACCGGGGACAUCCCCGUGGAUCAGCCCGCCGCCGACGCCUCCCCCGACGGAUUCGGAUUCGGAUCUUCUUCAGCUGAGCUGGAUCCGAACCCUGGCUACUCCCAGGGCCCCUUCGGCUCGAUCCACGCCGAGAACGGCAACGGCAAUGGCUACGGCGAGGCUGACGAAGGCAUCUUCACUUCCGAUGGCCCCGUGCUGCCUCCGCCGACUGAGAUGGUCGAGGAAGGCGCUGCUCUUCGCGAGUGGCGGCGUCAAAACGCUAUCUACCUCGAGGAGAAGGAGAAGAAAGAGAAGGAACUGAGGCAGCAGAUAAUCGAAGAAGGCGAGAAGUACAUUCUUGCUUUCUACGAGAAGCGAGCUCUCAACAUUGAGACGAACAAGACAACCAACAGAGAAAGGGAAAAGAUUUCCUUGGCCGGCCAGGAGAAAUUCCACAAGGAAGCCGACAAGCAGUACUGGAAGGCAAUAGCCGAGAUCAUCCCUCGCGAGGUUCCUAAUAUCGAGAAGAAGAGAGGCAAGAAGGAUCAGGACAAGAAGCCUUCCAUCACUGUGAUGCAAGGACCAAAGCCCGGUAAACCAACCGAUCUCGCCAGGAUGCGUCAGAUACUCCUGAAGCUGAAGCACACUCCACCGCCGCACAUGGUCCCUCCACCACCACCUCCUGCUGCUCCUGCCAAAGACGGGAAGAAGACCGCCGACCCCAAAGAUGCCGCCAAGGCCGGGAAAGAACCGGCUUCUGCCUCCACCACCACCACCACCACCAAGGACGCGACUGCUAAUGGCACGACUGAUCAUCAACCAGAGACUCCUGCUGCCACCGCUGCCGAGGAGACUGCCCAGCCCGCUGCAGAACAGGAAUCGACGCCGCCAAGUGCCUAGGUUCUGAACCUCCCCUUCCUCUCAUCACUCAUCUGAUUCCAUACUUCCUUUUUCUUAUGUAUGAUCUUUAUAAUUGUCCGACGGAGUUUCCCAUUUGGGUUCUUCGUGAUUCGAGGACCUUGUACCUGGAUCUGUUCAUAUGGAUCCUGCUCCUUGACAGGUCGAGGUUUCCUCUCUAGUCCUUUUCUUCUUUCCCGCUCUUUUUUGUUGUAUUCUCGUGUUGUAUUGUAUGAACGUGUUUUCUUUUUGCUUGUUUUGCUAUUAGUUUGAAUAGAGAGACAUACCAUAUUCUUUUCUCCUAUGUUUGUCGCCGUGUCCGGAAACAUUUACGUUGCGAUCAAACUGUUUUAUCAUGUAGUGUAGUUAGUUUGGGGUGUUAGACACUUCUGUGGAAUUCUUGAGAUUGUCGGAUUAUUGAAACCCGUGUGUUUGAAAUGGAUGGAUUACAUGAAUGAAGAUGUUUUUGAAUUGGUAAAUUUGGAAGGUUAGAUUAUUGGUUACGGUAAGUGGUUGGCAUAGUGGGUAACGCGAUACGUG
Messenger RNA from Linum tenue, 1726 nucleotides. Lineage: Eukaryota; Viridiplantae; Streptophyta; Magnoliopsida; Malpighiales; Linaceae. The record is from the annotation of a GenBank genome assembly.